AUGUGUAUAAAGUUUGAUGACAUUGGUGCUCUUGAGGAUGUGAAAAGUGCAUUAUUCAGGGACUUACUUCCCAAACCCCCUUCCUUCAAACCCAAUCCUUUCACUCCUGCAGAUGAUGAAGACUCAAAACCUAAAACCAAAUCUCAGAUCGAUAACAAGACAGAAGAAGAACUCAAAGAUUUAGAAGAUGAUCUUGAUGACAAUUGUUUCCUCAAAGAAUGCAGGAGAUGCACUCCAGAAGGUGUUGCUAUGAUUUUAUGCCAAUCAGAUCUUGUUCUUAAUGAUGGACUCAAUGGUAAAGCUUCUAGAGAAGUUGUUCUUGAAGGAGUGAGGAAAAGGUUUAUAGAGAUGCACUCCAGAAGAUAUGUCUGUUUGUUUGGCAUUCAUUUGCUUUGUUUAUGUUGUUAUGCAACUGCUCUUUCAAUCUUUGUUGUCAGUCUUUUAAAGGAAUAUUGCUUUUUGGGCCUCCUAGGAAAACACUUGUUGCCAAAGCAGUUGCAAAUGAAGUAA
Messenger RNA from Lactuca saligna, 510 nucleotides. Lineage: Eukaryota; Viridiplantae; Streptophyta; Magnoliopsida; Asterales; Asteraceae. The record is from the annotation of a GenBank genome assembly.